GAUGGAAAGAGGAAGUGUUCCUCCCCCUUGGUUUUGUUUUUGUAGACACUUAGGGUAGUUGGUCGACAGUCUCAAUGUAGAUUGUCAAAACAUAACUUCCAAAGAAGCCAGCGGCGUAGCAGUUUAAUCUUUAUUUAUUCGGAGUUUAAACCCGAGUCCCGUUGUGAGAGUGGGCUUGUAAGUAUCAUGGUUAAACCAGGGAAAAACAGCCAAACCACAGAGGGACCUGAUCUGACAAAAGGGGCAGAGAAGGUGAACAUACUGAGACAAUUCCAUCAAUAUGGUACCAUGAGUGAAAACUUAACAGGAGGCGCCUGCCCCACAUGUCGUGGCACCGGUCGAAUUCCCAGAGACCAUGCAGACCAGCUAGUUGCUGUAAUACCAUGUAAUGAUGUAAGGCUGAAACCCAGACGCACGAACCUGUACGUGUGUGUCUCCAUAGCUGUGUGUCUCUUUCUUUGCUGUCUGAUCCUCUUCUUCCUCUUUCCCCGGAGUGUCACCGUGACGCCGGUGUCUGUGCUGUCGGUCAUGGUCUACUUCACCCCAAAUACAGUAGAAAUGGAGGUCACCAAUCUCAUCAACAUCACCAACGAGAACUUUGUCCCAGUUCAGAUUGUCGAGUUUAACAUUCAGAGUCUGGUCUCUAAAGCUGUUGUUACUAAGACCAAGAUAACCAAUAUGACCGCCAUCCAGUCCCGCUCACAGAAAUCGUACACUAUUCAAAUUGACCUGCCUAUCACCGAUAAAGGCUUAAACGUGUACUGCAAGUCAAGCUCUUUCAAGAUUCACACUCUAUUUCUGGAGCUCCAAAUGACAAUGAAUAUUUCUUAUCUCUCUCACACGGAGCAGCUGUCCCUAGACACCUUUGAGUAUAUUGACUGUGGCACUAAUUCAACAAUCCCACAUCCUGUGAGAUGAUGAAAUGAAAAUGAAAAACACCCAAGUGGGAGUGUGAAAUAAUGAGGAUUCUGGCUGCAUUGCACCCUUAUCUCUUCUGUACUGGAUGAGUGUACAUGGUUGAUUUCUGAAUGAUAACUACUGUGAAAAUACAUAUUAUAUUAUGCAGUAUGUUGUUUUAGCAUUCCGUAGGACCUUUAUCCAUCACUACAAUAUUAUAAUUUAAAAAAUAUAGAUUCUUCGAAUACACAUAUCUUGAUGAAGCAUGAAUAUAUUUUGCUAUAUUUGUUUGAGAUCAGAUUGUAAAUUUGUAUUAUAGGCAAAUGCUCUCAAACAAGUACAAUUUCUUAAAUGCACAAUGUGAGAACAAUUUAUUUGUAUCUGAAGACAUGUACAUUUAUCAUUUCACAACGUUUUUGGAAACGGAUAUGCCAUAUAUUGUGUAAAGAGGAUGUUUAUCUCUGAUAAUCUUGUUUUUUCAUUUGCACUCUAUUAAACGUAUACAUUUUAAGGAA
Molecule: messenger RNA, 1412 nt
Organism: Micropterus dolomieu (smallmouth bass)
Lineage: Eukaryota; Metazoa; Chordata; Actinopteri; Centrarchiformes; Centrarchidae
Gene: tmem106a
Product: transmembrane protein 106A
Exons: 8
Coding region: 187-918 (243 amino acids)
Source: RefSeq, a predicted model, not a curated record